This is a messenger RNA of Vicia villosa (hairy vetch), 1671 nucleotides long. RefSeq lists its product as uncharacterized. Lineage: Eukaryota; Viridiplantae; Streptophyta; Magnoliopsida; Fabales; Fabaceae. The coding region runs from base 1 to 1671 and encodes 556 amino acids. The record is from RefSeq and is a predicted model, not a curated record. The transcript has 3 exons.
AUGCAUGACACUGCUACAAGCACUGAUAUGACUAACCCUAAUGAGGUUCUGAAUGUUGCACCCUUGAGAAUGGUGCAUGUUGAUGAUUUGAAGGUAAGGAAACCGCGCACUCCACAUGUACGGAGACCAAAGGAGGAUGUUCGCGGAAGAACCACCAAUCCCUCAUCUUCCACUCCUCGUGAGGAUUUAACAAAGGAAGGAUCAAGGUAUGUUCAUAAAGCCAUUGCUAAAAUUGUCACUCGUGAUGUCACAAAGGAUGUCAAUGACAUUGGGAAUAUUGGUGCUGAUGCUGGUACAGGUACUGCUACAAGAACAGGCUCACAUGUUGUGGAUCUUGAUGACUUUUCUGAUAAUGAUCUGAUAGCUGCUGUGAAUCCUGGCUUAACCAAGAGGCUUAUGACUAGGAGGAAAGGUAAGGCUGUUGUACAAAGUUCUCCGAAGAGAAAGGUUACUCCUAGAAGUCCCUCUGCUGACUUUAUCAGGAAGAAAAGUACCUCUACAGGUCCCAUAAAGAGCAGAGCUGUGUCUCAGAGUGUUUCUAUUGGUCCAACCAAAUCUUGGAGCAAAGUUAUUCCCAAGAAAAGGAAGGCUCAAGCUAUAGUUGAUUAUGACUCUGAUGUUGAUGUUGAUGCUCAAGGCAUUCCACUAAGGAAGAAACCAACAACCAGCAAGCUGGCUGCUAGUGUUCCUGAGGUACCCAUUGAUAAUAUCUCUUUUCAUUAUCCUUCUAGUGUCAAUAGGUGGAAAUAUGUUUACCACAAGAGGUUAGCUUUGGAAAGGGAGUUGGAUAAGAAUGUCAUUGAGAAUAAAGAAAUCAUGGACCUGAUUCGUGAAGCUGGACUAUUGAAAACUAAAACUGUUCUAAUAGAAAAUCAAAGGACUUUAGAAAAGUAUAUGUCAGAGGAAAAUGUUAUCAACAACUUUCUUGGAAGAUCUGAUGAAGCUCAACCUGAGCUGGAAGUGACUGACAACAAAAUAUGUGAGGUUAUCACGGCUAAGCAGGUGAAAGCCUGGCCCCUGAAAGGAAAACUUUCUGCAAGCAAGCUCAGCAUAAAAUAUGCAAUGCUACACAAGAUUGGAGCUGCUAACUGGGUCCCCACAAACCACAAGUCAACUGUUGCUACUGUGCUGGGAAAGUUUAUAUAUGAUGUUGGAACCAAGACCAAGUUUGACUAUGGUACUUACAUAUUUGAUCAGACAAUGAAGCAUGCCGGGAUUUAUAGUGUGAAGGGUCCUAUUGCCUUCCCAUCUAUCAUAUGUGGUAUAAUUGUGAAUCAGUACCCUAAUAUCCUAAGUGAAAAUGAUGUUGUUUGCAAGAGAGAAAGUGCUUUAUCAUUUCACUACAAACUGUUCCAAGGAACACAUGGUCCUGAAAUUGUCACAACAUCAGCUGGAACAUCCAAAGACAGCACAACUACAAGUAAGGCUGUCGUGAUUGAAAUGCUCAAGGAAACAUGUAAAGAGCUAGAGUCCAGAAAACUGGGUCUUGAAAAAUUGAUCAGCUCCCUUGAGAUGGAUGAAGGAGCUGAGUUUGCUGAAGCUGAUAUGGAUGAACAGGGUGAAGAAGAAGGUGAAUUAGACAGAGAAGUUCAGAAAGAAUCCAGUCAAGAUGAUGGCACUGGUGAAGACACUGCAGAUGCUGAACUCAGUACCUCUGAGUCUGAAGACUGA